Chelonus insularis is the source of this 1206-nucleotide messenger RNA. RefSeq names its product ubiquitin-conjugating enzyme E2 R2. The transcript has 5 exons. NCBI's taxonomy places the organism in Eukaryota, Metazoa, Arthropoda, Insecta, Hymenoptera, Braconidae. The record is from RefSeq and is a predicted model, not a curated record. The coding region runs from base 348 to 1094 and encodes 248 amino acids. Gene Ontology annotation, molecular function: ubiquitin conjugating enzyme activity. Gene Ontology annotation, biological process: ubiquitin-dependent protein catabolic process; protein polyubiquitination.
CAGGAAAGAACAAAAUUAUACAUUGUAUGUCAGCUGUUUCGUUGUAACUGUGAUUCGAUGGUUUAUCUACAUCAAGUGCAUGUUUAUUGUUGAUUCUUCAGCUGUAUGUGAACGAUAAAUUGAAUGUUAACUGAAUAUUUACUUAUUAGUUAAUUUAUUUUUUGAAUAAAAACAAAUACUUUAUUAAUAUUUUUAAUAAGCUAGAAAUCAAUUUCCGCCAUUGCGCAAAAGCGUAGUUGUGAACACUUGAAGACGAUAAAAAAUAACAGCUGCAGGCAUUAAUUUUACAUCGAUUGCAGUUACUUAGUAAAGUGUUUUUGUGAUUUUGAAAGUAUCCUGUGAAAAUUAUGGCACAACCAACAAGCAGCGCAUUACGUGCACUCGCUUUGGAAUACAAAAGUCUUCAAGAAGAACCAGUUGAAGGUUUCCGUGUAAAACUUGUUAAUGAGGACAACAUGUUUGAAUGGGAGGUUGCAAUAUUUGGCCCUCCCGAUACUCUUUAUCAGGGUGGAUAUUUUAAGGCACAUAUGAAGUUUCCACCAGAUUAUCCAUAUAGUCCACCGAGUAUUCGCUUUAUGACAAAAGUCUGGCACCCAAAUGUUUACGAGAAUGGAGAUUUGUGUAUUUCAAUUUUACAUCCACCAGUUGAUGAUCCACAAAGUGGUGAACUGCCUUGUGAGAGGUGGAAUCCAACUCAAAACGUUAGGACGAUUUUACUAUCGGUCAUUUCACUCUUGAAUGAACCCAAUACAUACAGUCCAGCAAAUGUUGAUGCUUCAGUAAUGUACCGACGUUGGCGUGAUUCCAAAGGACGAGAUAAAGAAUAUGAAAAUAUUAUUCGGAAACAAGCUCAAGCAGCAAAAAUGGAAGCUGAAAAAGAGGGAAUUGUUGUUCCAGUUACCCUUGAAGAUUAUUGUAUAAAAACCCGUGCAAGGCCUGCUGAGCAGCCCUUAGAUAUGACGGAUUUUUAUGACGAAGAAUAUGGUCUUGAUGAUGAUGAUGAUGAUGAUAAUGAUGAUGAAGAUAAUGAAAAUGAUCAACAAAGCGUGAGUGAUUAUGAAGAUGGUGAUGACAGUGGUAAUGGCGAAUCGUGAUCAAUUCCAUAGUUUUAAUAAAUAGAAUGAUACACCUUUACUAAUAAGUUACUUAUAAAUUAAUAUAUUGAUGAAUUAAUGAGUUUCUGAAUAUGACAUCUUAGAUUGUGGA